Messenger RNA from Python bivittatus (Burmese python), 2377 nucleotides. The record is from RefSeq and is a predicted model, not a curated record. Lineage: Eukaryota; Metazoa; Chordata; Lepidosauria; Squamata; Pythonidae.
CUUUCGCGGCCUUGGUGACACGCGUGAGCGGGCUAAAAACAAACAUGGCUGAAGCGGAAGCUGUUCCUGAUAACCAAGAUACAGAAAUACCUGCCCCACAUUCAUCAAAGUGCUCAAGGAAAAAAGAUAAAGCUUUGAAUUCAGCAAGAGUUGCUGGGCGGUCAUCUUCUGUGGCUGUGCAAAGCGAUCCUUCCAGAGCUUGUAUGAAGGCUGAGGGUCAGGUGAAGUGGCCCAAACCUAAAAUUGAUCUCCAAGCCCUCUUUGAUUACCACUUCACAAGAAAGCAGCACCGGUUCCGCAGAAAAUGGACCCCUAGGGACAAGAAAGCAAAUACUUCUCGCAAGUGUGCAAAAGAGCGAACAGAGAGACGAAGAAUCCCGGAAAGUGAGCAAAGGAGGAGACUUAAAGAUAGAGGAAUUGUAUUUCCUUUUGUGGCAAAAUACUAUGGCACGAAGCACCUUCCCUUAAAAAUGGUGCGAGGAUAUGAGCGAGCAGCUUUGAAGGGAUUUUUCAAGUACAUUGAAAUGUUGAAAUAUGAGCACCAUCUGAAAAAGUCUUUGAUGCAGUUGAAUGCUGGGGAUGAUCUUGAAAAUGAAUGCCUGGAAUCACGGAAACACAAAUACCUGGAUGACGAUGGGCCAAUUUCUCCAAUUGCCGAGACCAACAAGGAUGAGGAUUCUGGGGAUGAAAACAUUGGGGCCAAAGUAGUGGACAACAGCUGUUUCAUAUUAAGCCACAAAAUUCCCAAGAAAAAGAAGAAACCGAAACGCAAAGAAAGAUGAGUGGUGCCUUUGUUAGAGAAGAGGACAUUUAGAUGGGAUGCCUAGAAGAAAUGCAAAUAAAAAUUUAAUACUCUCGAGUUCCAGGCUACCUUCAUAAAGCCUCUUAAAAGCACAAGCCAGCAAAGCAACUGAACAUCCUCCAUGAUGCACAGUACUUCAAGUGAAGCUUCAAGGACUACUAGAUGAGGCAAAAAAUGAGCUGGGCUGAUUGUUCUGUGCAGAAGGCUUUGAGAUCUCACUAUUCUUGAAUUAAACGCCUGAGUUUGGAAAACACCGUGUAUGCAUUCAGCCUCCCGUGGUCUUGGGAGCUUUGGAUUUGCUCAGCCUCAGCGUGCUCUGGAUUUCUCCCAUCUCUUGGAAAGCAAUUCCAUUGUGUUUUCUUGGCUUCCUGAAUGUUUUGACCCAGAGCACCAGCUGCCAGAGAAUGGUCCCCCUUGAUGUCUGGCACGUGGAUUACAUUUGGAAAUGUCUAACCUAACCUGGUGGCAGACUAGGAAAGAUUAUGGGAAAAACUGAUGUUAUAAACUCAUUGGGCUACAAAGCAUACCAAUUGAUCUCUUGAUCUCUGCUGCCAAAUGAAGCUAUCUUGACUCAGCUGGAAUUUUUUAAUUAGAGCCUGUCUCUGUAUCUGCUUGAUAGGGUGUAUUUUGCUCAGUGCUCUUCCCAGUUCACACACGAUGUCCAUUUCCACAAAUGCUUGUCUUCUACUUCAGUCACUUGAUCUAUACCAUGUAGUGACUGAAGAUCUGAAUGGACUUGCUUCCUUAAUAUUUUUCAAAAACAAGUUGGCUGAUUGGCAUCUGAGCCUUGGCUGUAAUAGAACAUAAACUGGACAGAAAUUCAGAAGGUGGCUUGGACAGCUGUCAUCUAGUACAUGGUGCAAUGCGAUUCAGUUGCAGCUGCACUAAAAAAAAUCUGGUUUUUUUGCUUUGCAAUUGGCCAUUUAAAAUCUGAAAAAGAAAAGACCUGUGGUUCAGCUUAUGCAAGAAGGUCCUCGAAAAUAAAGCUUGGAAAAAUAAUUUGGUGGAAGACAAGAAAAAUCCUGACAACUGAAAUGAAGCUGCAAUCAUUUGAGCAAAUGUUUGAAGGAACCCAAAAUAUGCAUCUUUGGCUGAAUUGCUGGCUUUUCCAGGUGAGCCCCGCAGCACAAGUGCAGUGUAGCUGCUCCGGAUGAAGAAACAGGCAUGGCUUGGUGGGCUGUGGCAUCAGUCCUGCUGGCCCUUCUGAAAAUGUGUUCGUGAAAAGCAAUCAGCCAUUUUCAAAAUACCCACGAGGAAAUCUCAGCUGGAAUCUGCAAGGUUGGCUGAAAGUGGGCUCAAGCUGAAGGUAAUUGGCUCUUGAAGGAUACCGAGAGAACAUGGAAUAGAAUGGUCUCCUGCCAAAUAUUUGGGCAUGAAGUAAUGCUUGAAAAAUUGUGAAAUUGAUCAGCUGUUUCUUUACAAAAGCUUCAAAUGUGAUUUGUGAGCAGCCAUGCUGUUGUGAACUUUGAUUAUUAAACAGAUAUUUGUUGGAAUAAUCUAGCUCUCUACAACUGUAUUUGCAGUUUUGCUGUACUGUGGUUUAAUUAUAGCUUAAUAAAUCUUAUUUGGUACCAU